CCUCCUCCUGUUGCUGCUGCUCCUGCUGCUGCUGCUUCUGCCGCCGCCCGCCCCGGCCCGGCCCGGCUCGGCUCGGUUCGGCCCGGCUCGGCUCGGCUCGCCAUGGGAGAUGUGGUCUCCACGCAUCUGGACGAGGGUCGCCGCCAGCACAUCGCGGAGAGGACCGGGAAGGUGCUGGGGGAGUUCUGCAGGUGCUACCAGGAGCAGUUCGGGGUCGCACUCUUCAACAGCGUCCGCUAUGAGAUCGAGGGCAGUGGGGGGCCACAGCCACAGCUGCUCCACCGCAAGGUGCCUCUGGAGGACCACGUCAUCUACUCGGGCAACAUCUUCCAGUACAUGGAGGAGAACAAGAAGUGGAGGAACCGCUUCUGCGUGGUGCCGCACAACUACGGGCUGGUCCUCUACGAGAACAAGCUGGCCUACGAGCGGGACCUGCCCCCCCGCGUGCUGGUCAACAGCGCCGGCUACAAGGUCCUCACCUCCGUGGAGCAGUACCUGGAGCUGGUGAGCAGCAGCCUGCCUGGUGUGACCCCCAAGUCGGGGCAGUCUCCCAUCCUGAAGUGCCCCACGGAUUUCCCCCUGAUCCUCUGGCACCCCUAUGCCAGGCACUACUACUGCUGCGUGAUGACCGGCAAGGAGCAGCAGCGCUGGCGCGCGGUGUUCCAGGACUGCGUGCGGCACUGCAACGACGGGAUCUCCGAGGACUCCCGAGUGGAGGCUCCAGCCUUCACGGACGCCAUCCGCAUGUACCGGCAGGCGAAGGAGCAGUUCGGCACCUGGGACAUGCUGUGUGGCAACCAGACCCAGGUGCUGAGCAACCUGGUGAUGGAGGAGCUGCUCCCCGAGCUGAGGAGCACCAUCGGCCCCCGGCUGAAGGGCAAGGCCCAGGAGCGCCAGAGGACCUGGAUCCAGAUCUCAGAUGCUGUCUACAGGAUGGUCUAUGAGCAGACCAAGGCCCAGUACGAGGCAGUGCUGGCCAAGUGUGAGCAGGAGAGGCCGCGGAUGGAGAGCAUCAUCCGCACGGACAUGGACCAGAUCAUCACUUCCAAGGAGCACCUGGCCAGCAAGAUCCGAGCGCUCGUGCUCCCCAAAGCUGAGGUCUGCGUGCGCAACCACGUCCAGCCCUACAUCUCCUCCAUCCUGGAGGCCCUGAUGACCCCCACCAGCCAGGGCUUUGCUGAGGUGAGGGAGGUGUUCUUCAAGGAGGUCACAGACAUGAACAUGAACAUUGUCAACGAAGGUGGCCUGGAGAAGCUGGUGGAGUACAUGGAGAAGCUGUCCCAGCUGGCCUUCCACCCCGUGAAGAUGCAGUGCUGCUACGAGAAGAUGGAGCAGCUGAAGCUGGAGGGCCUCCAGCAGCGCUUCGACGUCUCCAGCACGUCUGUCUUCAAGCAGAGGGCCCAGAUCCACAUGAGACAGCAAAUGGACGACGCGGUGUACACCUUCGAGACGCUGCUGCACCAGGAGCUGGGCAAGCUGCAGGGCAAGGAGGAGCUCUGCAAAUCCAUCCAGCGCAUCCUCGAGAGGGUGCUCAAGAAGUUCGACUACGACAGCAGCACCGUGCGGAAGAAGUUCUUCAGGGAGGCCCUGCUGCAGAUCACCAUCCCCUUCCUGCUCAAGAAGCUGGCACCAACCUGCAAGGGGGAGCUGGCCAAGUUUCAGGAGCUGAUCUUCGAGGACUUCGCCAGCUUCAUCUUGGUGGAGAACACCUACGAGGAGGUCGUGCUCCAGUCAGUGAUGAAAGACAUCAUGCAAGCUGUGAAGGAGGCGGCGGUGCAGCGCAAGCACAACCUGUACCGGGACAGCAUGGUGCUGCACAACAGCGAUCCCAACCUCCACCUGCUGGCCGAGGGCCUCCCCAUCGACUGGGCCGAGGAGUACAGCGGGCAGCAGGAGCCCGAGCCGGGCAGCGACCGGCGCCGCAGGGCCAAGCAGGUGGUGUCCGUCAUCCAGACCGACGAGGGGGUCCUGCCCUACGAGGCGGGCACCCAGGAGCUGCUGCAGCCCGGCUCCCCGCCGCAGCCGGAGGCCGGGGCACCCCCCGGCUGCCCGGACCGGGUGGAGAAGAUCCGGGAGGCGCUGGCGGAGGAGAGCCUCGGGGGCGCAGGCGGCGCGGAGGAGCGGCUGAGCAACGGCACCGCCGGCGAGGUGCCGCUGGCCCCGGGCGCUGUGCCGGGCGGCCUCCCACUGCCGGCGGCAGCUCAAGCCCCACCGGCGGCUGAGGUGCAGCGAGCAGCUGAUGCCCCAGCAGAGGCCAAUGUCCAGCACACCAUCCCAUCACCCAAGCCCAGAGCUGAUGCCCCAGCAGAGGCCAAUGUCCAGCACACCAUCCCAUCACCCAGGCCCAGAGCUGAUGCCCCAGCAGAGCCCAAGGAGCCCCCUGCCACACCAGCACCACCCACCCCUGGAGCUGAGCCCCUGUCCCCAGCCCCUGGGCCAGCCUGCCACCAGCCCAGUGACAAGGAGACAGGGGAGGAGGUGUCCUGCCCCAGCAGCCCUGUGCAGCCCAAGGGCACGACAGAGAGCGGGGAGGGGGUGCAGACUGAGUUCUAGCCCCUGGCAGCCCCCUGCUGUGGACUGGUCCCGGUGACUCCGGGGGCUGGGGUGAGGGCAACAGGACCUGCUGGGGCUGGAGAGUGGCCUGUGGGGAGAGGGAGGGGAUGGGAAACACCAAGACCUUAUUGUCUGCUCUGGGGGGGGGGGCUGCUGCUGCCCGAGGCUGCCCACAGCCAGGUGGUCCUACUGGGUUGGACUGGGGGAGGCCCCCGGCCCGGCAUGGGGCACCCCCUGCACUCUGCUCUGUCCUUCUGCCUUAUUUUCUUCUUUCCUCCUGAGGAGCUGCUUUAUCUGCCCCCCCCCCC
Molecule: messenger RNA, 2861 nt
Organism: Dryobates pubescens (Downy woodpecker)
Lineage: Eukaryota; Metazoa; Chordata; Aves; Piciformes; Picidae
Gene: NIBAN2
Product: niban apoptosis regulator 2
Exons: 15
Coding region: 103-2553 (816 amino acids)
Source: RefSeq, a predicted model, not a curated record